AUGGUCUUCUUCGUCGCGCUGGCCGUCGUGGAGGGCCCGCUGGCUGUCCCCACCUUCGUGGGCGUCUCGCUGGCGCUCUGCCUUGUGGUGCUGCCGCCCGUCCCGGACGGGAAGGCCGCGACCGAGGACGACGCGGGUCCCGCCGCCGCCGACGCUGCGGGCGACCCCGCCGCGGAUGCCCCGAGCAGCCCCGAGGCCGACGGGGGCCCCGCCAGCGACGGCGAGGCGGCGGAGGAGGCGGCGCCGCGGCCAGCGGACCGGGGCGCCCUGCUCCAGUCGUUCAUGAUGGCCGCCCUGUCGCAGCCGCUGCCCCCGCCGGAGCGGGAAGGCGCAGCCGACGGCGGCGACGAGGGCGAGAGCGAGGAGGAGAGCCCGGCGGCGCUCCAGCGGAGGAGGACGACGGGGCCCCCCCCGAGGCGCCCGGGGGACCGGCCGCGCCGCCCGACAUCGUGAAGGCCUGCCUGGCCACCGCGCUCGGCGGCGCUGGCGCCUCGGGUGGCAGGGGCGUCCACGACGACACGGCGCUGCUGCAGAAGG
Messenger RNA from Prorocentrum cordatum, 537 nucleotides. The record is from the annotation of a GenBank genome assembly. NCBI's taxonomy places the organism in Eukaryota, Dinophyceae, Prorocentrales, Prorocentraceae.